GAAAAGGAGUUGUCUCAGAAGAAUGCUUCCGCAACUGUAGAGGAUGAUUUCGAUCUCGACGACCUUGCGGAUGACCCUGAGCUUGAAAAACUACACGCUGAACGGCUACAAUCCUUGAUGGCCGAGACCAAGAAGCGCGAAAACCUAAGAAAGAAGGGACACGGGGAGUACCGGGAGAUCACGGAGGAAGAGUUUCUACAAGAGGUUAAGUCAAGCGAACUCGUCCUAUGCCACUUUUAUCACGCCGAGUUCCCUCGUUGCAAGAUCGUUGAUAAGCAUCUGGCCAUCCUGGCACCAAAACAUUUGGAGGCCAAGUUUCUAAAGAUUGACGCAGAGAAAUGCCCUUUUUUUGUGUCCAGAUUAAAUAUCAAAGUCCUACCAUGCAUGAUUCUAUUCAGGGAUGCCGUUGCUUUUCAUAGAAUAGUAGGGUUCGAGGCCUUCAGGAAUCGUGACAACUUCUCAACUUCGGAGCUGGAGAACUAUCUGAUUAAGCAAG
This is a messenger RNA of Closterium sp. NIES-65, 496 nucleotides long. The record is from the annotation of a GenBank genome assembly. Lineage: Eukaryota; Viridiplantae; Streptophyta; Zygnematophyceae; Desmidiales; Closteriaceae.